Molecule: messenger RNA, 1704 nt
Organism: Hevea brasiliensis (rubber tree)
Lineage: Eukaryota; Viridiplantae; Streptophyta; Magnoliopsida; Malpighiales; Euphorbiaceae
Product: probable ADP-ribosylation factor GTPase-activating protein AGD8
Exons: 7
Coding region: 183-1400 (405 amino acids)
Biological process (GO): COPI coating of Golgi vesicle
Molecular function (GO): GTPase activator activity
Source: RefSeq, a predicted model, not a curated record
UUAAAAUUAAUCCCCAAACUCCCAUAUCCCAUUCGUUGUUUUCCCAAUUUGCAUUUACUCUCUUUUCUCUAAUUGGUCUCGGCCUCUCUCUGCGUUUCGUUCUCCCUGAGGAGGUGCUAGAGCCAAUCACCUCACCUCUUCGGAAACCCUUUUCUGUGUGACUAAGAAAGCAACCAAAAUCAAUGGCGUCUGAAAACUUCACCGACAAAAAUGCUGUGUUCAGAAAGCUCAAAGCCAAAUCCGAUAACAAGAUGUGCUUCGAUUGCAAUGCCAAAAACCCUACAUGGGCAUCUGUGACGUAUGGGAUCUUCCUUUGCAUCGAUUGCUCCGCUGUUCAUCGCAGCCUUGGAGUACACAUCAGUUUCGUCAGGUCUACAAAUUUAGAUUCUUGGAGUCAUGAGCAAUUGAGGAUGAUGAGCUUUGGGGGAAACAAUCGUGCACAGGUUUUCUUCAAGCAACAUGGAUGGACUGAUGGGGGGAAAAUUGAGGCCAAGUAUACAUCUAGAGCUGCUGAUUUGUAUAGGCAAAUACUUUCAAAAGAAGUUGCCAAAAGUAUGGCAGAAGAUGCAGGCUUGCCAUCAUCGCCUGUUGCUUCUCAGUCAGCCCAAGUGUCCAAUGGACUUCCUGAUAACAAGGUCGAUGAGACUCCUAAAGAAAGUUCAUUAGAAAAGCAAGAAACAACUGAUGUUGCUCAUUCCCUAAAAACUUCUCGUUCAGUUAUUACCGGUUUAAUCAAGAAGCCUGUUGGUGCAAAGAAAACCGGGAAGACGGGGGGCCUUGGUGCUAGAAAGCUUACCACAAAGCCCAGUGAAAAUCUCUAUGAUCAGAAACCUGAAGAACCAGCUCUUCCUGUUCCUUCAUCUAGUAACACCACCACUCCAAAAGCUGGCACAUCGUUUGUAUCUCGCUUUGAAUAUGUGGAUGAUGUCCAAUCUACUGAGCUCAUUUCUGGAGGUCCGCAAGUGAUUAGCCAUGUAUCACCACCAAAGUCAUCAAGCUUCUUUGCAGAAUUUGGAAUGGAUAGUGGAUUUCAGAGGAAAUCAAACUCAAACUCCUCAAAGGUGCAGAUUCAGGAAACAGAUGAAGCAAGGAAAAAGUUCUCAAAUGCAAAAUCAAUCUCAUCAGCCCAGUACUUUGGAGAUCAGAGCAAAGCCACCGAUGUUGAUGCUCAAGUUUCCUUGCAGAAAUUCACAGGUUCCUCAGCAAUCUCCAGUGCUGAUCUUUUUGGCAACGGCAAUGAUAACUCCAUUGAUAUUGCUGCAAGUGACCUGAUUAACCGGAUAUCUUUCCAGGCACAGCAGGAUAUUUCUUCCCUCAAGAAUAUUGCAGGAGAGACUGGGAAGAAACUCAGCUCGUUAGCGUCCACCUUAAUAACUGAUCUUCAAGAUCGAAUCCUCUGAUUUGGGUUUAUUCGAUGUUAAAAAAUUAUCCAAAGGGGUUUGUUACAUUGACAGCCAAUAUUUGUGUAGUGGAAUGUAAAAUGAGUCGAUUAUAAAAUUCUUUUGGAACACAAAUAAAAUUAUAACUUUUCAAGGUGGUAUUAUUUUCUAGUGCAGGUUGUUUUGAGAUUAAUUCUGUUUAGUUAUUUCACUUAGAAACUAUAUCAGUUUGUAAAUCAGAACAGUUUUCUUGCACUGUAUUCGUGUAGGAACUGAUAUUAUGAACAGUUUAUUGAUGAGAAAACUACACAGAUCUAUCCUGCAA